AUGUCUCGCCUAUCUUAUUCACUGGCGGCAGCCUCCUUGCUCACAACAUUCAUUGUCACCAUUUCUAAUGGUAUCUGCUACGCAACCUCGAAAGCCUCGCCUGAUGUGGCCUCAACUAUCCUAAGUGCAGUGAGCUUCGUGAUUUUGAUGUCCCUCGGUCUGCUGCACCACCAAAAUAUACAAACCGGCCGCCGACAAUUGAUCUAUUUCGCCGGUGGAUAUCUACUCGUUGCCGCUGCAGCAUCUGCCGGAACAAUAGCAAAGAGUCCUCAAACAUCGGUCUUUGUGAUUCGCUCUGUGUUCUGGGCACUAUCAGUUUUCACACAAGGCCUGUACUGCGGAAUUUUUGCCACGACACUAGCCCAGGAUAGAUUCAAUCGUGAAUGGCCACGUGCCUACUCCCAGGAGCUCAAGGAUAUCCCGCAAACCCCAAAUUUUCUCCCAUCGCCCCCUCGAGUAUGCGACUUAUCCGAUAUAUUCGAGCCUAAAAGAUCCUCACUCCGCAAAUUCCCUCGGCGGUCUAGCCGCUACUCAGACGCAACACUCUGUCCUUCAAGCACAAAGGACGGAAAGAACGCCUCCAUCGACACAACGUCCUCGACCCACAGCUCACCGUGCCCAUCCCCAACACAGGAUAGAAGGCCAGACACCUUCCCAGACCGGGACACUCGCCCCUUCCAAGGUACCCACAGCAUCCGUAGCAUGCCCAGCCUGCGCCACAACCCGCUAACCGCACCCUCCUUAGACAAUCUAGUACACCCAUCAAUGCCCUCACCCGCAGCAUCAACAAUCCGCGUUGACUCCCCAACACAGUCCGGCUCCAACAGCUCAACGUGGGAAUACAACCCGUUUGGCGAAGACAACAUCCACCCUCUCUUCCGAUCAACAAGUCCUUGCCCAUCCCCAACUUUUACCCCUGGGACAAUGGUUAAAGCCUCGCCGAGCGCGGGGCAGACCCUCACAGCGGGCACGAUCACGCGCAUGAGAUCUGCCCGCUCCCUCCGUGACCAGGCGAUGCGUACUCCUUCCCCUCUGCCAGAGUCGGAGCAGAGAUAUGACUUGAAUGAAUCCCCUUAUGAAAAGUGA
Molecule: messenger RNA, 1086 nt
Organism: Penicillium robsamsonii
Lineage: Eukaryota; Fungi; Ascomycota; Eurotiomycetes; Eurotiales; Aspergillaceae
Exons: 1
Coding region: 1-1086 (361 amino acids)
Source: RefSeq, a predicted model, not a curated record